Messenger RNA from Labeo rohita (rohu), 4170 nucleotides. RefSeq lists its product as uncharacterized. NCBI's taxonomy places the organism in Eukaryota, Metazoa, Chordata, Actinopteri, Cypriniformes, Cyprinidae. Bases 1991 to 2953 code for a protein of 320 amino acids. The record is from RefSeq and is a predicted model, not a curated record. The transcript is spliced from 6 exons. Gene Ontology annotation, cellular component: cytoplasm; plasma membrane. Gene Ontology annotation, biological process: protein transport.
ACAGAAUCCAGAAAAUUACUGGAAAACACAGAAAUAAAAUUAAAUUUGAGGGAAAAAUAAGUAUUUUAAAGGGCCUUUGCUGUUAAGUUGUGUGAGUUUUAAGAUUUCUAUAAAUUAGACAUGCUUCUUCAUUAUUAAAAUUCAAUUUAACCAUUAAAAGUCUGAAUAUUCUCCAUUGAUCAAUAUUCACUCCACUCACUAAUAUGCAACUAUAAAACUAUAAACUGUAAUGCUUGGUUUCACAAACAAGGCUUAAACCUAGUCCAAGACUAAAAUGCAUGUUUGAGCGGUCUUAACCGAAAGCAAUUUGCACUGACUGAUCUUAAAAUAUGUCAGUGCCAUUGAUUUGUAUCAAGAUGCAUACCAGUAAUGUAUGCAUGUAAUUUUUUUUCCAAGGUACAUUAAAAAAAUACUUAAUUGUCCUCAUUGAACUAAGGCCUAAGCCUGGCUUAAUCUAAGUCCUGUCUGUGAAACCAGGCCUGUUUUAAAAUCAAACUUACUUGAUAACAAAUGGAAGUCUUAUUUUUUGAUGGGGAAAAAAAUCUAUAAGUAUUGCUUUUCUACUUUUGGCAGAGAAGAAAUGGAAGAUUAUCAAUACAAUUUUGGCCUGGUUUCACAGACAGGGCUUAGACUAAACCAGGAUUAAGCCAUAGUUCAAUUAGGACAUUUAAGUAUUUUUUUUUAUAAAUGUGCCUUAGAAAAAAAACAUGUGCAACCAAUGUGCAUCUUGAGACACAACAAAGCCACUGAUAUUUUUUAAGAUCAGUCACUGCAAGUUUCUUUCAUUUGAAACAGCUCAGACUUACAUUUUAGACUGAGACUAGGUUUAAACCCUAUCUGUGAAACCAAGGGUUUAGGUCCCACUUUAUAUUAGGUGGCCUUUAACUACUAUGUACUACAGUGCUUACAUAAAAAGAUAAGUGCAAUGUAUGCAUUGUGUUCAUAUUGUAUUGCAAAAGACUUUUUCUGCUAUUGAGGUGGGAUACAGGUAAGGUUAGGGACAGGUUUGAUGGUAUGGGUAGGUUUAAGGGUGAGUUAAGGUGUAAUUAGAAAUGUAAUUAGAGAAAUUAAUUACAGAUGUAAUUACAUGCAGGUAUUUUUAAAACUAUAAGUACAAUCUAAAAACAUGUAUGUACACAAUAAGUGCAUUCAUUUAAAUGUAAGUACAUAAAAGUUAAGGUCACCUAGUAUAAAAUAGGACCCAAUUUUUUAAACAAUUAUAAAACAGCAGGAUGUAGUGACAAAGAAUAGCUUUUAACUACCUUAUUCAAAGUCCUUCCUUCAUUAUUACCAUUUUAUUCCCAUCAUAUAUGUAUUAUGUGCUUGCAAAAAGAAAUGAGUCAUGCCAAAAAAAAAAUCUGCCACUUAGGAAUCCUUUCAUCCCACAUAUUUCUAUUUAACACUUAAACAACAUUCACUCACUGUCAUCUUAACAAUACCCAAUUGCUUCAUAUAUAACUCUAUAGAAAUCUUGUUAACACAGAGAAUGUUAGAAUAAAUAGGGGCAAUUAUAACACAAUAGUCAGUGAUUGUGGUGACAAUUCUCUUUAACCACAAAGCACACAUCCAUGAUGAACUGAUUAAAGCUCAGGUUUGGAGAGCAGGUGCACUGAGAGCACAGGGAUCUUGGUAUUUUUAACGAACCAUGUUCACAGCUUUUCAUGUUUCCUACCUCUCAAGGCUGCUGUUUAUGCUGCCAUGCUGUAAAAACAGCUUUUCCCAAUAGACUCUUUGGUCUCUGACACCAUAGAAAUACAUCCAGCUCUUUCAUUUUACCAUGUGGUUUACUUUCAGUUUACAUGCUAGGCCUGUUGUCAAGAGGUGUGUCUUUUCAAGGUGAAACCUGUUAAGCCAGUUUGUUGAGGCCUCUAACAGGUGUAUUUUUAAAGGACGGAUAUAGAAAACAAAAGGAAUAAUUACAACUCCAGCAGACGUACGAAUACACUUACAGCAGCAGUACAAAUUCAGACUUAAAGUGCUUUUCCAGGAAAUGACAAUCCGGAACUUCACCAUCGAGUAUGAUGCCAUAAAUGAUCGCAACACCUUCAGCAAUGGGGAUACUUUGUCAGGCAGGGUUAUCGUGGAGGUGUCAAAGGAAACCAAAAUCAAGGCUCUCACUGUCAAGGCGAAAGGCAAGGCUAAUGUGUCAUGGACUGAGACGCAAGGGGAAAACAGUGUGACGUAUUGGGAUAACGAAAAGUAUUUCUCACAAACUCAAUCUGUUUUACCGGAGGAUAACGCAAAUGUAGGCUCUGUUACUCUUGUGGCUGGUAGACAUGUCUUCCCUUUUGCCUUUCAGCUUCCUUACCAGGGCCUGCCUUCAUCUUUUAAAGGUGCUCAUGGUAAAAUCCACUACAGACUUUUGGCCAAGUUGAACAGGUCUAUGCGUGGAGCGAGCAAAGCCGAAGCAAAGUUCACCUUUGUUGCCAAAGCUGAUUAUGAUCGGUCAACACUGCUGGAAACUCAACACGGCAGUAAAGACAAGAAUGUCAUAUUUUUUGCCUCUGGAAAUAUUUCGAUGAAUAUUUUCUUGCCAAAGACAGGCUAUCAGCAAGGUGAAGGGCUAGUCGUCAACGGUGAGAUUGUAAACAGCUCAACUCGAAAAAUUGUGCCCAAGUAUAUAAUCUACCAGAAGCAAAGCUUCUUUGCUGGAGGUGAGAGAGCUGUUUAUACCACACAGAUACUGAAGGAAAAGGGAGAGCCUUUAGUGUCCUCCACCAGACAGAAUCUGUCGAAAGUAUUAGUCCUUCCCACAGAAAUCAGCACCACCAUCCAGAACUGCCGAAUCCUCAAAGUAGAGUAUAGACUGAAGGUUAUUUUGGAUGUAUCGUUUACCAAAAACCCUGUGAUUAAACUCCCGUUGAUCGUACUGCCUCUAUAUGAUGGGACCUCAUCAAAAGCGUUGGAGGCAGGACUAUACCAAGACCUGACCAAAAUGAAUUUUUGUAAUUAAUAAGCAAUAAGCACUAGUUUUGUUUGCACUUUUGUUUUACACUUAAUGUAUCAAAUGCUAUAAACAAUAAUUUAUUUUCAAGAAUAUGAAAGGAUGAAUAAAAUAAGCAAAAAUGAUAUGCCUUUUUUAAAGGGAUAGUUCAUCCAAAAAUGUAAAUUCUGUUUUCAUUUACUUACCCUCACAUUGUUCCAAACCUGUAUGUCUGGCUUCUUUCUGUGAAAAACAAAAAGAUUUUGAAAAAUUAUAUGUUCCACAGGAUAAAGAGAGUCACACAGGUUUGAAAUUAAAUUACCUUAACCGUAAGCAAAUUAUGACAAAAUUGUAAUUUUUUUGGGUGAACUGUCCCUGUAUAAUUCAGAGAACUUUCAGAGAACCUAUUUUUAAAUAAUUUUAUUUCAAAUAAAAUCUCAAAAUUUUCCUGACACUAAAAACCUCAUCCUGUAUUGAAUCAUUUGUAAGGUUUACAGAACCUCAGACACUUUGAUCUUCUGAGACGGACAAUACACAGUGAGGAUACUGACAUUUGUUUCCACAUCUCACUGAGAGAAGAUGUGAAAAAAAAAUCCCUUUCCACCUAUUCCUUCCAUUCACUUCCCCUCACCCAUCUCCUCUCACUUAGCUCACUUAGAAUGCACAAUAGCAUAAUAUAAUGUUCUACAUGAAUACAUGAAAAGUGAUUUCCAUAGUCAUGUUUGGUAUCAUUUGAACUGUCACUGUGUUUCUGGUACAAUGGUCUCUUUCUCACAAGAAGUAAACUGAAAGGUAAACAGAAGAGUUCAGAAGAGAUAUUUUGCUCAUUGUUUUUCAUGCAAAUUACCAUCUGUCCCCAAAAGGUGCAAACAAUCAAGCCUAGGACUCGAUCAAUGCAAAUUCAGAUUGUUAGUUCCUGUCUCCAUUUUGGGGGAUGUCUGUCUGGGUCUGAAGUACUUGAAGUGUAGCAAGAAGAUCAGGGAGCUUUCUGUAGCCAGAAUGAGCCCAUAGUACGAAGUGUUGAAUUUUUGAAUUGGCUGUAUAAUUGGCAUAAUACAUAUUUAUACAUAUUUAAUACAUAUUUAACAAAUUGUUACAUUUGAUUUUAUUCUGACUUACUCUGAAAUUAUUUUCUCAAGUAUAUUAUUUGAAAUUAUUUCAGUAUAAUAUCAUGUUUAUUAUUUGCACAAAUAUACCAAAUGCUUCCGUCCAUACAACAAGUGUACAAUAAAGCAAAAAUAAAUAAA